UGAUUUUUAUUUGAGAGUACCGGCUCGACAACAUGGCAGACUAUGAGACUGUAUUGACGCAGUCUUUUCCAAAUAUUGACUCGGAAAUCGUUCAUUAUGUGAAUGGAAUGUUAGAAGAUGGCCAUGAUGAUUUUCAGACGUCAGAAGAUUUGUAUGAUGCUAUUGGAGGAAUCCUGCAGGGAACUGAUGAUAGCAAGACAGAUGAUGAAAUCAAAAAUAUCUGUGGAAAUCUGCACUCCUUAAUGUCAUUGACCCAGAAUAAAGAUUCAGCUACUUCAGUCAAUAAGUUACUGAAUGCUCCUGUUCAGUUAUCAAGCCUUCACACGAGCAUAGAGAAUGUCAAACAGUCUAAUAGUAUAUGGAUAUCCAAAAGAGACAGCAACACACUUGUUGACCAAAAGAAGUUGGAUAAAGCAGAGGCUCAGAUAAAGAAAAAACAGGAAAGGAAAUCCGACAACAAAAUUAAACUGAUUGUACGUGAGGAGGCAACAGCUUGUCAACAGAUAAACAAGAAAGAUGUGAAGUUGGAUUCUUCAGGGACGAACAGAUCCUAUGAUAUCAAAAUAGAAAAUUUUGAUAUUGCAUUUGGAGAAAAACAACUUAUCUCAGGAGCAUCCAUCCACCUAGUAUAUGGGAGGAGGUAUGGUUUUGUUGGAAGAAAUGGACUCGGGAAGACAACAUUGCUGAAGAUGAUCUCCAGAGGUAACUUAAUGAUCCCCUCCCACAUUUCCCAGCUCCACGUGGAACAGGAAGUGGACGGGGAUAACACCAUAGCCCUAGAGAGUGUACUGGAGUGUGACGAAGAGAGGAACUCACUCCUGAAGGAAGAGAAGGAAAUUGCCCUCAGGCUGUCCUCAAGCCCUACUGGUUCUGAUAACAUGUUGUCUACAAGGCUGACUGAGAUCUACCACCAACUGGAGGCCAUCGAGGCAGACAAAGCCCCAGCCAGAGCAAGCAUCAUUCUUGCUGGUCUUGGAUUUACACCAGCAAUGCAAAAAAUGCCGACCAAGGAAUUUUCCGGAGGAUGGAGGAUGAGACUUGCCUUAGCCAGAGCUCUAUUUUCACAACCAGAUCUUUUGCUACUUGAUGAACCGACAAACAUGUUGGACAUGAAAGCCAUCAUUUGGCUAGAGAAUUACUUACAGACUUGGAAAUCAACAAUUCUGGUUGUGUCUCACGACCGAUCCUUUUUAAACUCGGUGGCCACAGACAUUUUACACUUACACAAUGGUGCAAUAGACAAUUACCGUGGUAACUACGAGUCAUUUAACAAAACUCGCGAAGAAAGGCAGAAAAGUCAACAGAAAGAGUAUGAAGCUCAGAAAGAAUACAGAGACCAUAUACAGGUGUUUAUAGAUAGGUUCCGAUACAAUGCAAAUAGGGCAUCCCAAGUACAGAGCAAACUGAAGCUGUUAGAAAAACUGCCAGAAUUGAAGCCAAUUGAGAAAGAAAGUAAAGUCACACUGAAAUUUACUGACUGUGAAUACCUACAACAGAAUGUGUUACAGCUGGAUGAAUUAGACUUUUACUACACGAAGGAGAAACCCAUAUUUAAAAAUAUCAAUCUCAACACUCAGUCUGACUCCAGGAUCUGUAUUGUGGGAGAAAAUGGUGCUGGUAAAUCUACCUUGCUGAAGAUCUUAUUGGGAGAAUUGGACCCAGUGCGGGGCUGGAGGAAAGCUAAUAGGAACCUGUGUGUAGGCUACUUCAGUCAGCAUCAUGUGGAUCAGCUGGACAUGACUCUGACAUCCAUAGAACUGAUGGCAGAACGCUACCCAGGUAAACCCACAGAGUUGUACAGGAAUCGACUGGGAGCUUUUGGCGUGUCUGGGGAGCUUGCCACUCGACCAGUGUCCAGUCUGUCGGGAGGUCAGAAGAGCCGGGUGGCAUUCGCUGUGAUAGACAUGCUGAAUCCCAAUUUCCUAAUUCUUGAUGAACCUACAAAUCAUCUGGACAUGGAGACAAUAGAGGCCUUGGGGAAUGCAAUAACGAAGUUCCAGGGAGGGGUAGUGUUGGUGUCGCACGAUGAGCGGCUGGUGAGGAUGGUUUGUAGGGAACUCUGGGUUGUAAAGGAUGGCACUGUAAAGUCCCUGGAUGGAGGUUUCGACGAGUACCGCAACAUUGUGGAAAAAGAACUUGCCGAAAAUGGAGUUUGAUGACAAUUUAUAUCUAGUCUCUAUAUUUAUUGCUGCCCGUGUGUUGAAACUUUUAAUUCAAGAACUUCAAAAGUAUAUGGUGUGGAAAAAAAGUACUGUUUCAACAUGAUGCGUUAAAAGAGUUGAAACACUCUUACAUACAUACUGUGAAAAAUAAGACAUGACUCCGUGGUUUGCCAAGUGGUCUGCAGCUUUUGGCUUUUACGUUGUCUGUGAUAACCUGUACAUGUUUCCUCUAGUGGAAGUAGGCUCUGUACAUUUUAUUGCCUGUCGUUUUAAGAUAGGACACACGAGUUAUUACAUGAUUUUUUUUUAUAUAUUUGUGCAGUUACCCAGAUUGAUCAUUGACGAUAUUGAGUUAAAAAACUGAUUCAGAAGGGCAUUGUUUUAGAAUCAUGCAAGGUAAUUAAUGUUUUCAGGUUUAUGGAUUCCCAAAUUGUUUUUUUUUCUUUCAAAGAUACAUAUUCUGAAUUCUGUAAAUGUGUUACAAUUAUGCAUAAUGUUAAAGACUCGCUCUUUCUAUUGUUACACUGUGUACAUUGGACUUGUAUUACAAUAUCUUUAAUACAGCAAAGUGAAAUUUUCUUUCGUUAUAGGCUAGAAUAUGUAUAUUCUAUAAAAUGUCUGUGAAGUACACAGGACCAAGAA
Ostrea edulis (European flat oyster) is the source of this 2804-nucleotide messenger RNA. Its product is annotated as ATP-binding cassette sub-family F member 3-like. Bases 33 to 2156 code for a protein of 707 amino acids. The record is from RefSeq and is a predicted model, not a curated record. Gene Ontology annotation, molecular function: ATP binding; ATP hydrolysis activity. Lineage: Eukaryota; Metazoa; Mollusca; Bivalvia; Ostreida; Ostreidae. The transcript has 19 exons.